Helianthus annuus (common sunflower) is the source of this 1326-nucleotide messenger RNA. RefSeq lists its product as uncharacterized. The transcript has 7 exons. Bases 1 to 1326 code for a protein of 441 amino acids. The record is from RefSeq and is a predicted model, not a curated record. NCBI's taxonomy places the organism in Eukaryota, Viridiplantae, Streptophyta, Magnoliopsida, Asterales, Asteraceae.
AUGUCAAAGAGAAGCUAUAAUUUUCCUUCAUCAACAUCAACACCCGGUAGAUCAGUAGCAGUAGAUGUUAACGGUAUUUUGGACAGAACCCCCCUUUCAAACAUUUCUAAUGUAAUUGACACCGGAGAAAGGCGUAGAGUUCGAAAAGCAAUAAUUGAUAGUAAAAAGGCAAAGAGAAAAUCUUCAAAUAAGAAGGUUGGCGUCACCUUACGAGACAAAGAAAACUUAUCUCAGGUGUCGAAUGUUACGAAUCAUUUAAAUACUCCUAUCCAGUUAAAUAGAAGUAUAAAUUCUACGUCAUCCUUACUUAAUAUUACUUCUGCAAAUAAUAAUAUAGAUAAUAAUCAUGGGACGUCAUCUACUCCUACGAUUUAUUCAUUUAAUUCAAGUAUCGUGACACCUACAAAUCCAUGUACAACAUCCAACAAAUCAUCACUUAGUAAGUUAUCAAAAGGUAAGCGCAAAUUGAAGCACAUGGCACGUGACAUAACCCCAAUAGUUAUGGUUGAUUUGGAUUCUGUUGACGAAUCCAACGAAGAAGUUUUUGUGUUGGAUCCUUAUAAAGGAAUUUCAUCAGACUAUUUAGAUCAUGGUGACCAGGAUCUUAUAUGUCAGAUUUGUUAUGCAAAGCUGUGGUCUUCUGAAGGUGGUAAAGGUCGUAUAACAAUGGAUAAACUAUGUUAUGGUUUGUGUUGUGGAUAUGGUAAAGUUGAGCUACCAGUAUUAAAAGAUGCUAAUUCUGAGUAUCAACAGUUGUUUCAUAAUUGUGAUACGAAAAGCAAGUUCUUCUUGAAGAAUAUCCGACGUUAUAAUUCUAUGUUCUCUUUUACAUCUAUGGGUGGAAAGGUUGAUUCGAAGAUUAACAAGGGUAAUGCCCCAUUCAUAUACCGUAUUAGUGGUCAAAAUUGUCAUAGUCUUGGUAGCUUAAGACCUCCUAAUGGUAAACAAGCUAAGUUUUCUCAACUAUACAUAUAUGAUACUGAGAACGAGAUUUCUAACAGACAAAGUGUAUUGGGGAAUCAAUUAUCUUCUCGUGAUAAGGAGUUGGAUGUUGAAAUAAUUGAAUACAUCAGAGUUUUUUUAGAUUCUCAUAACGAGUUGGUUAAAUCGUACAGAAUGGUAAGAAACCACUUUCAUGAAAAUCCUCAAGCAAACUUGAAGCUCCGUCUAAUUUACAAAAGGGACAAAGAUGGUAGGACUUAUAAUCUACCAUCCACGAAUGAGAUCGCUGCACUGAUUGUUGAUGAUUUAGAUCCAUCAAUUGAUCGUCGAGACAUUUUAGUUGAAACUGAAUCUGAAUCGACAUUCCUCAUAGAGAAGGUGUAA